Molecule: messenger RNA, 2312 nt
Organism: Sesamum indicum (sesame)
Lineage: Eukaryota; Viridiplantae; Streptophyta; Magnoliopsida; Lamiales; Pedaliaceae
Product: Cyclin/Brf1-like TBP-binding protein
Biological process (GO): DNA-templated transcription initiation; transcription preinitiation complex assembly; transcription by RNA polymerase III
Cellular component (GO): transcription factor TFIIIB complex; nucleus; transcription preinitiation complex
Molecular function (GO): TBP-class protein binding; RNA polymerase III general transcription initiation factor activity; RNA polymerase III type 3 promoter sequence-specific DNA binding
Source: RefSeq, a predicted model, not a curated record
AACCGUUUUCAACUUUCCUUCCCAUACAAAAGACAGAACCAAAAAAAAGAACUUUCCUUCUCAUACAAAUUACAACCAAAAUUCCAAGUACUUAAACCCUAUCUACAGGCCCAUCGCGCCAAAACCCCAAGAUCAGCAUCAUCUGCAGUGUUUUAAUAGCAGGGUCUUCAGACCAUCAAUUCCGCUGCAAGAUUUUGAUAAUUGUAGUUAAAUUUUGCUGCAAUUACAUCGCCGCAACAUUGAAAUUGUUGGGUCUGCUGAAUCUUCGAGUAUUCUGCAAUCCUUUUGGGCUUGCGAGUAUGGUCUGGUGCGGUAACUGCGCGAAAAAUAUCAGUAGACCUGAUUAUGUGGAUGGUAAAAUAUGCUGUUCACUAUGUGGAAGAGUUCUGGACGAGGAUAAUUUUUCUCAGGAGCCCACGUUUGUCAAGAACGCUGCUGGGCAGAGCCAAUUGUCAGGGAAUUUUGUGAAGACCAUCCAAAAUGAAUAUUCGGUUUCCCGCGAGAGGAUACUGAAUGAAGCAUAUAAUGGGAUAGAUAGUAUGAUUUAUGCCCUGGGAAUUGAUGGUGGUGAUUCCAUAGCUCGCCCAGCUUUAGCCUUUUAUACGAUAGCAGUUGAGCGCAACUUCACAAGGGGGCGGAGGAAAGAGCUAGUGGAGGCUGCUUGUCUUUACAUUUCUUGUAGGGAGAAUAAAAAGCCAUAUCUUCUUAUUGAUUUUUCAGAGUACCUAAAUAUAAACGUUUAUGUGCUAGGGGCGGUAUUUUUGCAGCUUUGCAAACUUUUGAGCCUUGAAGAACAUCCCAUUGUUCAAAAACCUGUGGAUCCUAGCCUUUUCAUUCAUCGAUUUACUGACCGUUUGUUUGGUGGCAGAAAACCAAGUGUUUCUAGAACCGCACUUCAUAUUGUUGCUAGCAUGAAGCGAGAUUGGAUGCAGACAGGGAGAAAACCAAGUGGGCUGUGUGGAGCUGCGCUCUAUAUAUCUGCUCUUUCGCAUGGUCUGAAGUGUUCAAAGUCGGAGAUUAUUAAGGUUGUCCACAUCUGUGAAGCAACACUGACGAAGCGGUUGAUUGAAUUUGAGAAUACAGAGUCAGGAGGUCUUACGAUUGAGGAGUUCAACACAAAAGCAGAAGAGCUUGAAAAAGAAGAGAGGCUCACCAAAUCGCUGAAUACAGGGAAAGCAUCUGGAAUUGGUGAACUUCUCUGUGAACAUAAGGGUGGUGGGAGGGUUCCUUUUGCUCAUGGCCUUUGUGAAAGCUGCUAUGAAGAUUUCAUAAAACUUUCUGGGGGCCUUGAAGGUGGUUCUGAGCCUCCAGCUUUUCAACGUGCAGAGAGGGAGAGAAUAAUGGCAGAGGAAGCUGCUGCGCAGAGCUCUAAGAACCGAGAUUCCUCCAUAUUGCCUGGCCUAGCAGAAAACCAGAGCAAACUUUUAAAUUCUAAUGAAAGAAGGAGCAUCGAGAAUAUGGGUGAACGCGAAGUUUUACAACCAGCAGAGUCUGAGUCAACAGGAGCUACCUUGAAACAUAAUACUAGUCGUGAUUCCGGCAAUGACAGAAUAAAUGCAGAUGAUGCAGCUGCUGAAGAAUCAGAGACUUUAUCUGACAUUGAUGACAUCGAGGUUGAUGUCUAUCUUCACAGUGAGGAGGAGAAGCAAUUGAAGAAGAUUAUCUGGGAGGAAAUGAACAAAGAAUAUCUUGAGGAGCAAGCAGCUAAAGAAGCUGCCGCAUUAGCUGCAAAGAAAGCUCACGAGGCUUCUUUUGCUAACUGCUCAGAGGAUGUACAAGCUGCACAAAAACUUGCUGCAGCAGCUGCAGCAGCUGUUGCGAAGUCGAGGAAGGAAAGACAACAGAAGCGAGCUGCGGAAGUGAAAAAUUCUGGUCCUGCUCAAACUGCUGCAGAAGCAACUAGACAAAUGCUUGAUAGAAAGAGGCUGAGUUCUAAAAUCAGAUAUGAUGUACUGGAGAAGCUUUUUGAUGAAUCUGAAAACCCAGAGACCACCAAGAAAAGCCGAACAGAAGCAGAUGCCGAUGGUGAUGUCAAGGAUUUUAAGACUAGCAAAGAAGAGAAUCCUGAAGUAGAAGAAACCUACAAUACCUGUAGUGAGAAUGUAGAAGAAUUCGAUUACAACGAUGAUUAUAACGACUUUACUGAUUUCUAGAAACUUCCCCACACAUGUCAACCUGUUGUACAUUAGUAUAUAUUUGAAUGCUGAUUUAUCUCAUAGAUGCAUAAGUCGCUAGUUCUGUUUGUGAAAGAUACAGAAGAACAAGUCUUACUAAAGUGGCAUAAUGCCCUAUUUAUUCUUAUACACAGACUA